This is a messenger RNA of Drosophila teissieri, 303 nucleotides long. RefSeq lists its product as uncharacterized. The coding region runs from base 1 to 303 and encodes 100 amino acids. NCBI's taxonomy places the organism in Eukaryota, Metazoa, Arthropoda, Insecta, Diptera, Drosophilidae. The transcript is spliced from 3 exons. The record is from RefSeq and is a predicted model, not a curated record.
AUGAAGCGUUUGCGCAGACAGCGAACGCGAACACAAAAGAAAAUGCACGAUGUUGCUGCCCCUGGCUGCAAACUUACACUUUUGCACGUUGCACGCGUUCGACUUGGGUUUCCCCAGUUGCUAGCACUUGUGGGAUGGCAAUUAAGUGCCAGGGCUGCACAGUCGAACAACAGCGUUUUGGCAUUCUUUUGCCCGCUAAAUCGCCAGGGGUGCAAAGGUGGACGCGUUCAGCUAGCAAUAACAAAGACAAAAGCCCAAUUGCAGUCGAAAUUCUUGUACUUUGCUUACCAAUAUGAAUUGUGA